Messenger RNA from Magallana angulata, 2115 nucleotides. RefSeq lists its product as uncharacterized. The record is from RefSeq and is a predicted model, not a curated record. Lineage: Eukaryota; Metazoa; Mollusca; Bivalvia; Ostreida; Ostreidae. The coding region runs from base 851 to 1996 and encodes 381 amino acids. The transcript has a single exon.
AAUUCAAAAUUUUGAAUCCUUAUGACGUCCGUUUUGACCCUUGCACAGGACAAGAAAUUAUAGCCCACAAAUCGAUGAUCAGUGUUCGUGUCACGUGACUUCUCUGACAACCAUUUACGAUUCUUUCUCAAAGGCAUUUCCGUUUGUUUUUAUGCAUGAUAAUAAACUAUUAUGCACGUUAAAUUAUUUUGAGUGAAGUUUGAAGGGGGGAAAAAGACCAAAAAGUCUUGAUAGAAUCUCAAAAUUGUAUCAGCCUCUUAGAAGUUCGACUCUCUUAAGGAAAUACAAUUCUAAAUAUGAAGGAAAUCUAACAUUUUCUCUUUAGAUUUUUCGUAACUUUUAUGACUAUGAAUACAAUAAUGCUCAAUAUUGCUUAACAUUUUAAUACCAAAAUGAUAAAUAACAUGCAAAGUAAGCUUACAAAGUUAAACAAAUUUGAUUUGUAAAUUAAGACACGAGUAAAUUUGGAUACACAUAAAUAAUAAAUGUUUAUUUGUGAUGUAUUUGUGUGAAGAAGGCUAAGUUAAUUUAAUCAUUCUAUGCAAAAAGCAUAUUUUGAACCCAAUUAUUAAACCACACACACCAGAAUAUAGUAUUCUAAUUAGCAUUCCUGAUCUGAAACCGACGAAUAGAGAACCUUGAUCCAAUAUCGAGGCCGAUUCAGGACGUGACAUAGUUGUCUCCAACAAACAAAGACCGACAUUAACACACAGUGAUUGGUAAACGUACACAGAGACCAGGAAACGUCCCUAGUCCACACCCUGCAAGCCUGCUGGGGGAACACUUAUAAAGAUCAACAUAAAACUCCGCUCAUGCAAUCCUACAGAAAAAGUGUCCAGGAUAAACAGCCAUGUCUGCAUCGCUGCCCCUGCUACUGUUGCUGACCUUUUUGAUUUGGCCUGUGAGGUCAGUCCGAAGGGCCCGCAGUUGUUACAGCCCGGUAAAAGGAUACAUAUUUUGUUCGCACACCAUACAAGACCAGUGGAACUUUGUGAAUUUCCGAUCGUGGCUGGAUAAUUUGAAGACCCCAGUGGAUCACGUCGAGCUAUCUCUCCGGUGUCUGGAGGGAGGAUCAGUAGUGCUUCCCUGGCCUAUGCGAGCACGUGGUUUGAAGAAGAUAAAAAUAACAAACUGUGUCGUAGAGGGUUUUUUUUCUGAGUACAACCUUGAACCAGCCUACCCGGAUAGUCUUGUAGACUUCUCCAUGAUUGACUCUAUUAUAAGAACUGACGUUAACUCAAACAUUCAGAGGACCUUAAUGACCACCUUAUCCAAAUCCUAUAGUUGCGGGCAGCAGACAAUUAGGAGUCACGUGAUGAGAAACAUUUCAUUUUCUUUUCUUCCGACCUCUUCUCCACCUUCAUCCAAGACUCUUGACCGAGCGUUUUCUGCUAUGCGUCGACAAUCAAAAACGCGUGAUUUCACUUGCAACUAUGACAACCUCCUUCAAUUAGAAGAAUCAAAUAGCGAUAGCAUUUCGUCCGUACACUUUGACGUAAUGACGGACAUUUCAAGUUACUCCAGUCUUAGGACCUUCAAUUUUUCAUCCAACCGUAUGACCCGUUUGCCGGAUCAUCUGAGAGAGUGGCACAAAUAUUUCCCUACUCUUGAAGUUCUCGAUUUAUCCAAAAAUCAUUUACGCAGUUUUAGUUUCGAAAAACCAAAGAGUAUUGGUCGACGAAAGAUUUUUUUCGUCAACCUCCAGCACAACAAAAUCUCAGAUGUACCCAGGGAUAUCGCUUCCUAUCUGGACGAACCCAUUCCAGUUAUACUGGACCUAAGGAAUAACCCUAUCCUCUGCACGUACAAUACAUUUGAACUCGUGAAAUAUCUUAACAAAAUUAAGAAUAUGUUUCCGAUUUUGAAUUUUUUGACGGACAUUAGAUGUAGUUUGUCCCCAAACUCCAUGAAAUCCAAAUCCGAACCAGCUCCCGAGGACAAUUCGAAUGAUACAAAAUCUAAACUACUACAACUGUUCAAUUUGUUUGGAGUUUAGCGCUGUCCAGGAAUGUAUUCGUUCUAAAUUAUUUUGUUUCGCAUAUGUACAAAUACAUGUAUACACUUUAAUUUAUGUAUUUCAUUGUAAAUAACAUUUAAUUGUGACAUUGUCUACAU